This is a messenger RNA of Dromiciops gliroides (monito del monte), 1749 nucleotides long. RefSeq names its product DLA class I histocompatibility antigen, A9/A9 alpha chain-like. The record is from RefSeq and is a predicted model, not a curated record. The coding region runs from base 31 to 1149 and encodes 372 amino acids. NCBI's taxonomy places the organism in Eukaryota, Metazoa, Chordata, Mammalia, Microbiotheria, Microbiotheriidae. The transcript is spliced from 8 exons. Gene Ontology annotation, cellular component: external side of plasma membrane. Gene Ontology annotation, biological process: immune response; antigen processing and presentation.
CGGUCAGAUCCCAAAGCAAGUGAGUAAAGAAUGCUGUUGUUCUUUUCAGUCGUCUCUGACUCUUCGUUACCCCAUUUUGGGUUUUCUUGGCAAAGAGACGAGAGUGGUUUACCAUUUCCUUCUCCAGCUUAUUUUCUAGGAUUUCACUCUUUGAGGUAUUUCCAAACUUCCAUGACUUUGCCCGGGCUCCAGGAACCGCGGUUCAUUUCCGUGGGCUACGUGGACGACCAGCAGUUCGUGCGCUUCGACAGCCACAGCUCGAGUCAAAGGGAGGAGCACCUGGCGCCGUGGGUGGACAAGAUCGGCCAGGACCACGAGGAGAGGAACUCACGUAUCGUCAGGGAGACCGCGCACACUUUCCAAGUGGGCCUGCAGAACCUGCAGGCCUAUUACAAUCGGAGCGAGGGAGUUCACACCUAUCAGCGCUUGGUCGGCUGCGAGGCGUCUUCGGACGGGACCUUCCGGCGUGGGUUUGAGCAGUUCGCCUACGAUGGGCACGACUACAUCUCCUUGGAUCCGGAGACGCUGAGCUGGACCGCCGCAGAUACCGCGGCUGAGAACUCCAAGCGCAAGUGGGAGGCGGAACGCAGCAUCGCCCAGAGACAGAAGGUUUAUCUGCAGCAGAACUGCGUUGAGUGGUUGAAAAAGUACCUGGAGUACGGGAAGGAGACGCUGCAGCGGGCAGACCCGCCUUCUGCCAGAGUGACCCAUCACACUGAACCCAAUGGGGAGGUGACCCUUCGAUGCCGGGUCCAGGACUUUUACCCUGCAGACAUCUCCCUGACUUGGCUCAGGGAUGGGGAGGAACAGCUGCUAGAUACAGAGUCCAUUGAGACCAGGCCUGCAGGAGAUGGGACCUUUCAGAAGUGGGCAGCUGUGGGGAUGCCCUCGGGCCAGGAAGGGAGAUACAUCUGCCUGGUUCAGCAUGAAGGGCUGCCUGAGCCCCUCACCCUGAAAUGGGAGCCAGAGUCCUCCUCCAUCUGGGUCAUUGUGGGGGGCAUUGCUGUUGUCCUCCUCCUCAUUGCGGUCAUUGCUGGAGUUAUGAUCUGGAGGCACAAGAAGUCAGGUGGAAAAGGAGGGGACUAUGUUCAGGCUGCAGGCAGUGACGGUGCCCAGGGGUCAGAUGUCUCUCUUACAAUCAAAGCUUGAGAAAAUUGCCCUGUGAGAAAGAAAACAAGUAUAUUCAAGUCUCCAAUUCCUGUUGACCUCUGGCUUCUCUCUCCCGACACUGGCCUCUGUGAUCAUCUCUGUACUCUACUGGCCAGAUAGGAGAUGCUUCUUCUUGCCUAAAUCAUCCCAUUGUAGAGUACUGUGCAUGGGAGACUUGUGUUCUCUCUCUUCACAAGACUCACUGUUCCCCUGUGACUUACAAGUAGCAGUAUGGAAAUCUUUCUUUUGUAUCUGAUGAAUACUAAAAUUAGAGCCUCAGGCUCCCCAACGAAGCCAUCCCUCCCUCUCCCCCUCCUCCUCCCGCUCCGUUUCAGCUGCAGGGGCCUCGGAGCCAGGCUAAGCUGAGCAGAUGAAAACCCCAUACCCUGGCAUGGCACGGCUGGUUCGGAGGCCUCAGGCAUGCGUGGGGGGCACGAGCCCUGGGUAUAGUACACAUGGCUCCCUGGAGACCCCGACCAAGGCCCUAGGGGGGCUAAACAAUUAGCUUGAUGUGUGUGGGGACUUGGCCCUGGGGUUCCCAAGGAGAGAGGCCUUUUAUAUACCUGGGUAGUUAGAUUGUCAGGGAGGAUGCCAGAAAAA